CCUCUGUGGUUGUGGGCGUGUAUUGACGUUUGAUUUAGUGAGAUUUGAACGCUUCCUGGAUUAUAGUUCUAUCACAUACUGUACUGUACCUGACCUGUAGGCUAAGUGCCUAUUAUACCGUGUUAGAAAUAGCACCACAUCGGACACCGAAUAGAACGCCCCGAGCGCACUUUUAAUGAUGAGUAACUGACGCUCGGUCAUCAACGGACAUUCUUCCUGAUGUCACUUCUCAACAUGCCGACCACCUGUUUUAUGGCCGUGAUUUUGUGGCUCACAACUGGUUCAACUCGUUGUCAAACUGCAAUUCCCAAUGUUCACGGAGGGGUAGGUGCAGUUCUGGGGGUGUCCAACGCCAGCGUCCUCCUGCAAGACCCCAGCUCUGAGACACUCUACGUGGGAGCCAGAGGCUCCAUCCUGGCCCUGCACACCUCCAACCUCACCUGGAAACACCCAUCAAUUAAGUGGGAGGCAACAGAAAAGGAGAGGAAGUCCUGUAUGGGUAAAGGCAAGAGGGAGGAUGACUGUUAUAACUACAUCUGUCUGCUGGAGGUUCUGAAGGAUGGAAGGAUCUACGUCUGUGGCUCCUACGCCUACGAUCCCCAGUGUGCUUUCAUAGACCCAGUGACGUUUGCCCUAGUGAAGGAAGAAGGUGACGAAGUGAAGAUGGAGAAUGGGAAGGGGAAAUGUCCUUAUGAUCCCAGACAACCUCACACUGCUGUUACUGCAGAUGGAGUGCUGUACACCGCCUCCCCUUCUAUCUUCCUGGGCACGGAGUUUGACAUCACCAGGGCAACAGGUCAACAGGUGCGCGUGCAUCAGUCCAUCAACUGGCUCAGUGAUCCAGAGUUUGUGAGUUCGGCCCUGGUCAGGGAGAGUCCUGGAGACGAUGAUAAAAUCUACUUCUUCUUCACGGAGAACGCCAUAGAGUACAACCUUUAUACCAAGGUCAGGGUCACACGGGUGGCCAGAGUCUGCAAGGGAGACGUGGGUGGCUCUAAGACCCUGCAGAAGCGCUGGACCAGUUUCCUGAAGGCUCAGCUGGUGUGUCGGGACCGGGACAGUGGCCAGCACUACACCGUCCUGACCCAUGUCUACCCCCUGGAACACCGCCUGGGAGACCCCAGCAGCACACACUUCUACACGCUCUUCACCUCCCAGUGGAAAGGAGAGCGUGUGUCAGCAGUGUGUGUGUACAGCCUGGCUGACAUCACCAAGGUGUUUGCGACGGGAGGCUUCAGAGAUAUGAAGAGGAACUGUGUGAACAGUGGGAGCUCUGAGUCUGUACCCGACCCCCGUCCUGGACAGUGUAUCAACGAUGACCUGAGAGCCCAGGGUUAUAACUCCUCCUUCGAUAUGCCCGACCGCGUGCUGCAGUUUGCCAAGGAACAUCCUCUGUUGACGGACACUGUGGACGCAGCGCCCCUUCUGGUGAGGAGGGGAACCACAUACACCAGGAUCACAGCCACCAACAUCUCCAACAGUGAUGCUGCCCUACUACAUCUGGGAACAGAUCAGGGGGAGUUACACAGUGUGUGUAUCGUUGGUCGUACUGCUACUCUGCUGCAGGAGAUCCCUCUGACAACCUCAGUAGAGCCCGUCAACAACAUCCUCAUACACCAGGGCCAUGUGGUGGUAGGCUCCCCCUCCUCUCUGUCCCGUGUGCCAGUAGAGGAGUGCAGGGUGUACUCCAGCUGUCAGGUGUGUGCCCGGGCAGCAGGACUAGGUUGUGUGUGGGACGUCAACAAGAGAGCCUGUGUUGCGGACUCUCCAGUGCAGAGGGAGUCAGAGGACCCUUUGAAGGUGUGUGGCACUGGAGAGGGUCGUUGUUCCCCUGUGGUGAAGGAGCUGCGUGUGAAGAAGGGCCUGGUGGUCCUCCUCCCCUGUGACCACCCCCAUCUAUCCCCUCUCCCCUGCGUCUGGGAGCACCCCCAGGGCCGCCACACCCAGCAGCACCACUCCCACCUGGAGGUCACCAUCUCCGGAUCCAGCCUGGGCCUCUACUCCUGCCGCUGCUCAGCCCAGGAUGAUUAUUCCUGGGGUAGCGAACCCUGCCUCACAGCCUCCUACCAGCUCACCAUGGAGGACCUCAGUGUCGAAGGCAGGGUGGACCCGGGGCUGCGGAGGUCACCGGUAUGGGUGUACAUCUCCUGUGUCCUGCUGGGGGUGCUGGUUGGAGCUUUAGGAGCCACUGUGUUCCUGAAGAGGAUGUGCUGGAGAGCAGCCCAGCACACCCCAUUAGAGGACAGAAAUGGGAGGGGAGCCAAUCAAGGACAGCAGGGGCGGGGCCCCACCUGCUAUGAGAAUAAGCUGGUGAUGAGUGACACGCCAGUCGGCCAAUUGGGAGAGGGCGUUUUAUGACGAGAUGUCCAGAAUUGACUUAAUUGAAGGGAGUGUUUUGCCAGGUACCGCUUACAGACUACUCUCUCUGACGCGUUCUUUCUUUCUGUGUGUCUGUCUCUCUCUUUGUGUGUCUCUCUCUGUCUCUCUCUCUCUCUCUGUCUCUCUGUGUCGCUCUCUCUGUCUCUCUCUGUGUCUCUCUCUCUUUCUCUGUGUCUCUUUCUUGUCUCUCGCUCUGUGUCUCUCUGCUUCUCUGUAACCAGGUUUCCAUCCAACCUAUUUAUGCGAGUAAAACAUGUCACGACAGGCCUGAUGGAAACAGCAUAUUUUUGGGUAAACUUUCCAAAUGUCGACAAAACAAAAUACACUAGACAAGGUGAGAUCGUUUUGUGUUGGUAAAAUUAAUUAUGUGAGAAAUGGAGGUGGAAACACCUCCUUUAUAGGCAAGUAUUGAUAUGAUAACCAUCAUAUCGAUGCGAUGACAUGUUGUGUGGUCCUCACACUACGACUCGGGAAAGCAUGCAGUUUAUUAGGCUAUAGAUGAAAUAAGUUAUGAUGAACGUCACAGGGAGGUGAAAGUGCACAGUGAUGAGCUUGAUGCUCCUUUCCAAUAAAUAUCAGGGGUCUUAUUCUGGUGACAUGAUCGAUGCUUGGCUGCCGUUUGACAAAUAAAAAGAAUCUUGCUCUUAUCCAUAAUAUUGUCAUGUAGGCAAGCCUACCCGCACUGUAUCUGCCAGCUGCUGGCUAGAGCGUACAUGCAAAGACCACAUUUGCUAUUUAUCGCAACACAGUUGAAAAUGCGAUGGAAACCCGUCCUCACCCACUGUUUCCGCCAAGUCAGUUUGGCGGAAACACAGCACUGGUGGGAAAAUGUGCAUAUUUUCCUUAUUAAUAUUUUAGAAUAUUCACAUGAAAAUCUGUCGCCAAUUGGAUUGAAACCAAGCUAGUGACAUCACAGGGUAGGAUUAAAAUAAAAAAUGAUAGUGAUUUCCAAACCUGGAACCAGUUUCUAGCCAGCGGUAGGGUAUAUACUUGCUCCCCACGUCACUGCAAAUCUCAGUGUUUGAUGAAAAUCCCUGAUUUUACUUUUAAUGUCAUUGGCUAGAACGUUUUCACAUGUUUAGACACUGGCAUUGUGCUGGCGAUAAUGAACAUGAGGAUGAGAAGUGGUAGGAUUUCCCUUUAAGUUGUCUUUUGUGCAUGUACAUUUGACUUGCUUUUUUUUAACAUGAUUUUGCAUCUUUUUGUAAUAUUUGAGAAUGUUUUGUAGUUGUUGUUAUCCAUUGUUUGCCAUUUCUGAACAAAGCGUAUUUUAGUAAAUAUUCCUACAGUACCAA
Messenger RNA from Salmo salar (Atlantic salmon), 3674 nucleotides. RefSeq names its product semaphorin-4F. Gene Ontology annotation, biological process: neural crest cell migration; semaphorin-plexin signaling pathway; positive regulation of cell migration. Gene Ontology annotation, molecular function: semaphorin receptor binding; chemorepellent activity. The record is from RefSeq and is a predicted model, not a curated record. Lineage: Eukaryota; Metazoa; Chordata; Actinopteri; Salmoniformes; Salmonidae. Gene Ontology annotation, cellular component: plasma membrane.